AUGGUUAAGGUCUAUGGAAAGACACCUUCGGAUGAUAGACACAAACCUAUUAAUGUGUUGAUCAAGAAUAGGAUACCUGUAGCCAACCGUAGCCCACAGUUGCCUCAAAGGGCUGUUAACGCAAAUUCUGGUCAAAUCGUGCAUAACAUUGAAAACCAGAAUACAUUUGACCAUAUAAUGCAAAACAAUGGACACAACUUUCAAGAACCAGUGAUAGUAAAGUCACAGAUACCUGACUUUAAGAUGGCUAAUGGGGACGUACCUGAUCUAGACGUGGACAAUGUAGAAGAUUGUGUGACUAUUGGUGACAAUGUUGAUUACGAUGACUCAACAGGGAAAUCACAUCCCUUUGUCAUCAAAGACGGCAAUCAAUACACGGGUUAUGUCAUCGAUGUAUUGAAUGCUAUGAAAAACAUCUCAGACUUUAACUAUUAUUUAAACGAUGCGAACGACUCGACGGCUAUUAAUAGACAGUCAGACCUUAUUUCACAUCUCAUACAAGAGGUUUGGCGUAAUAACGCAGACUUCGGUAUUUCAAACAUAACAGUCACUAAAGAAAGAGAAAAAUAUGUGGAUUUCACGGAUCCGUUGCUGAACUACAGCGUCAGCGCAUUAAUACAUAAAUCCAAUGUCGGAGGCAUCCGGACGUUCAACCAAUUGGCUGAUCAGACGAGGAUAACGUACGGCGCCCUCAGGAACGGCCACACAAUGAAACUGUUUGACGCGUCCAAAGACGAUAUGGUUGUGCGCCGUAUGUACGCACUGAUGAACAGCACGGGUGUGCCGGUGGACGACCUCCGGGAGGCUGUGUUCAGAGUGAGGAACGAUAGGUACGCCUUCAUAGGCGACACAAUGACAGUGCAGACGCUGGCGAGAGGUAACUGUGACUUCGUGGUCAUCGCCGACAAUAGGCCAGCAUUUCGACAAUACAUGGCUAUUGUGCUGCCGAAGGGGUCCAACCAUUUGUGGAUCUUUAAUAGUGUCAUCAAACAGUUGAUCCACUUGAGGGUCAUUCAGUCCAUUGCCGAUAAGUACUGGAGAGUUGUCUGUAGAAAAUACUAA
This is a messenger RNA of Oppiella nova, 1062 nucleotides long. Lineage: Eukaryota; Metazoa; Arthropoda; Arachnida; Sarcoptiformes; Oppiidae. The record is from the annotation of a GenBank genome assembly.